Patella vulgata (common limpet) is the source of this 7462-nucleotide messenger RNA. RefSeq names its product nephrocystin-3. The transcript is spliced from 29 exons. The record is from RefSeq and is a predicted model, not a curated record. Bases 453 to 4355 code for a protein of 1300 amino acids. Lineage: Eukaryota; Metazoa; Mollusca; Gastropoda; Patellidae. Gene Ontology annotation, cellular component: kinesin complex. Gene Ontology annotation, molecular function: protein binding.
UGUCAGAAAAAGGUAAAUAAAUAAACCGUUUUGAAGAACACGAAAAUACAGUAUUUAUAAUUAUAGCAUUUAUUCAGAAAAACCUUCAUCAACAUAUGUGGUAUUGGUAAUCAACAUGAAAUAGAACCUGUCAAAAAUGGCUAUCCAGAAUGAUUACAUACACUGUGCGUUUGUGAAUGGUGUAAACUAACAAUAUUUUAUCUGAUAAGCUUAUUUUAAUUCUCUGAUAUCUUUUUAGAAUUAUGGCAAAUGAAUAGUCAGUGUAACAGUACUAUGGCAGUCCAAAAAAAGGCGGUGUCUUAUUUCAUUGAAGGUGCCAUUUGAAAAAUCACAAUGCUUUAUAUUCUAGAAAAUAUAUUUGAACUGAACACCUGAAAGAGAUUUGAUAAACCAACAAUGUAAGAAUAAAAAUUCAUUUAGAAAAGUUUAACAGUUGGUAAAUUUGCUUCAAGAUGGGCACAGUUGGGUCUUUCCUGCGAUCAAACGAUGAUGAUGACAUCUUGGAUUUAAAGAUUCGAGGCAGAUCAGGAGGCGUCAUAAAGCACAUACCAAUAGAAAUGAAACCAAGAGGAAAGUUAGGGCUUGGUAGGGUAGGAUCAGUUGGAAGAAAACCAAAAGGCGGUAGUUUAAGAUCAGCACUGUCAAUUGAUUUGGAAAAUCCAGAAACAGAGCGAAUCAAGCGAGAGUUUGAGAUGUAUAGGUUAGAUAAAGAAAAUGAUAUUGCAAACUGGCAGAAAAAAGAAAAGAAGUUAGAACAGGAAAAUAAAAGAAUGCGAUCAGAGUUACUGGCCUUGCAGAAAACAUGUACAAAGUUACGAAAUGAAAGAGAUAUGGCUUUACAAGCAGAACAACGAGCAAUAGCCCGAGCCGCUUCAUUUGAAUGUGAUCGUGAUAAAGUACAAAGGAGGUUUAAGAUUUAUCGUGAAACAGCAGAAUAUGAACUACAGAAUGUUUUAAGGGAUAGAAGAAAUCUAGAGAACAAGAUGACAAAAUAUUCACCUGGGUAUGAAGAUGGUGAUACAACAUCUAGAUUUCUGGUAGAUGGUACUCUAGGAAACAACAACCCUGGUGAUUGGUGGAGUGAACCAUCUUUAGGUAGCACUGUACAGCUACAUCAACCUACAUACCUCCGUGGACCAGAAUUUGCUCAUACUAUGAUGGAACUUGAAGGUCCUUUCACAAAUGUCAAUAAAGAUGAUUGGAGUUCCGCAUUAGCUAAUAUGAGUCAGUCAGGUCAACUACUUACUGAUCAGGCUAUUAAUAAAGUCAAGAGAAUCUAUAUAUCUGCUCCACAACAUAUGCUUCCAGAAAUUACAGUCUUUGACAAGGAAUAUGUACCUAUGUUAAGGUUAUUAUGUCAGAAAGAAGGAAAGUCAUUAGUUGUGGUUUAUUUACAAGAAGAUAAUCAAAUACCCGAUAAACGAUAUAUACCUCGAUUUCAACAAGCACGACAAAAACAGUUAGAUAUGGCUUCAUUGUUAGUAGCUUUUGUUGGUAAUCCAUUAGAUAGAGAAAAUAUUUUUGAUAUAAAAUAUGCACUUACAGAAUCGACCUCUGUUAAACCUGCUGUGAUUGCCUUUAAAGAUGCAAAUGAUAAAAGAAUGUGUUUUAGUGGAGAUAAUUCAGAUGGUCUCAAAUUAAAGGAAGAAAGUAAUAUGCAUAUAAUCAGUGAAUAUACUAGUCCACAUGAAGGUGCUGAAAUGGUUUAUGCUGCUUUAGAUAAAAUACUUAAAUCGGAACAAGGAGUUGCUAGAGAGAAAACAGAAGAAGAUGAACACACAGAGAAUGGACUGUGUGGUGGAGCUCUGUGGGAUAUAAACUAUGACUUAGAACAAAUGGGAGCUUUGUGUUAUGCCCUUAGAUCUAGUUGUGAAUUAGGAUUUGAAAAGUACUAUGAAAAAUUAAACAGUCAUAUAUCAGCUGCUGGACCAUAUCCACCACUACUUGUUAUGGGACCUAGUGGUUGUGGACGGUCUUUACUACUCUCUAAAUGGGUUCAACAACUAAGAGAGAGAAAUCCUAACUGCCUAGUUUUAUAUCAUUUUGUUGGUAAACCAUCAUCUGUCAGUGCUGAUCCAAUUCUUAUGAUUCGUAGAUUGUCUUCUCAGUUGAUGCAACAGAUCAACAAUCCUCCUGUUUUAACCAGUGAUUCUUCCAGACUUAUUGAAGAUUUUCCUAGAUGGCUAGAAAAAAUAUCAUCUAAAUCUCCAGGAGGAACUAUCUUAGUUUUAGACUCUAUUGAUAGAUUUGAGCAAGCUGAAGUUCAUCUGAAAUGGUUGUUGGACCCACUGCCUGUUGAUGCUAGAGUUAUAGUAUCUGCUGAAGAAAAUACAUGUCCUCAAGUAUGGAGAUCAUGGCCAACCUUACUCUUGGAUUCAUCCAGUGUAAAAAAUAUCAAAGAAUUAUUUUGUACUGAAUUGUCGGCUAAUGAUGUAAUUGUAUCCAAUGAAAAUGAAAGAAAGAUUUUGUCUCAUUGUGGGACCAUGGAAACCUGUACACCCUUGUAUGUUAUGAUCAUAGCUGCUUAUAUAAUAAGUUGUGGAGGAGAAAAAGAGAAUGAUUUAAGUGAUGAUAUAGAUAAUUUGUUAUCUACUAGUACAUGUGAACUGCUUUAUAUCCAGGUUAUACAUCUACUACAAUCUAGUCUAGAAGCUCCAGAAAACGAAGGCAUGAUCAAAUUGAUAUUAAAGUAUUUAUGUGUUAGUAGAAAUGGUAUAGAAGAGAAUGAAUUAAUGAGUCUAAUACCAGAUUUAACAUGGACGUUUUUAGUUCGAAUAUUUGAUAUACUUUCAUCACUUCUUAUUAUAAAAUAUCAAGCAGGCUUGAUAACAUUUGCUCAUGAAGCUGCUAUGAAAGGUGUAUAUGAUUUAUGUUUUGGUAAAGAUGACGGUGAACAAGUUACAGAUAUAAGACAAGAAUUAAUAGACUACCAUUCACAGUUCUUGGUACCAGGAUGUGUGACAUGUCGUGUAGCUGAUGAAUUACCAUGGUUACUAAGACAAGCUGGUGAUAAAGAUACAUUAAAACAUUGUAUUUUAAAUCUGUGUAUAUUUCAAAGACUUUAUGAAAGGGGACGGUCUACUGAGCUGUUGGCAUACUGGCAAUAUUUAGGGGUUGAUAAAAAUGAUAUGGCAGCAGCUUAUUUUACAGCAACUAAAAAAACAGAAGAAGGUAUUGGUCAGUAUAAUGGAUUAGUAACAUUACCUCUUAUAGCAGAUAUGUAUGAAACAUUGGGUAGAUUUUUAAAAGAUAUGGUGCUAUUGAAUCAAGCAUUACCACCAUUACAACGAGCUUUAGAAAUUCGUGAGACUGCCAUGGAUCCUGAUCAUCCUGUUGUGGCCCGUUCUUUACAUCAACUGGCUGGUCUACAUGCUCAGUGGGGAAAAUAUACAACUGCUGAAGCUCUUUUUAGACAAGCUUUAGAAAUAUAUGAAAGUGCCUUCGGUUUUGAGCAUAAUUUGGUUGCUAGGGAAGUAGAAUCUCUGGCUAAUUUAUAUCAAAAGCAAAACAAACACGAUUUAGCAGAACCAUUACGUAAAAGAGCCAUAUCGAUAAAGAAACGUAUUAAAUCUGUUAAAACUGGUCAAAAUAAUGCCGCAGAUAAACUUCAGAGAAGAACUCUUCAUUUAGAAGAGUUAGCUUUGGGUCCAGAAUCACCAGAUUUGGCUCGAACUUUAAAUGAACUAGGCGUUUUGUAUUAUUUGCAAAAUGAUUGGGAAACAUCAGAGUCAUUUUUUAAGAGAUCAAUAGAGAUGAGGGAGAAUUUAUUGGGUAAAGAUCAUCUGGACUUGGCCCAAUCAUUAAAUAAUCUAGCUGCUUUAUAUAAUGAUAAAAAAAUCUUUGAUAAAGCUGAACCUUUGUAUGAACGAGCUCUACAAAUACGACUCAAGCAUUUAAGUCCUGAUUCAGCUGGGGUGUCUGGUAUUGUUCGUCAUUUGUCCAUGUUAUACAGAAAACAGAAUAAAUUUGAUAAAGCUGAACCUCUAUAUAAACAAGCUGUAGAUAUUAGAGAGAAAAGUUUUGGUGCUAAUCAUCCAUCUGUAGCUACAGCAUUAGUUAAUCUAGCUGUAUUAUACUCACAACAGAAUAAAUACUCUGAUGCAGAACCAGCAUAUGAAAGGGCUUUAAAGAUCUAUGAAGAGAGUCUUGGUCCGCAUCAUGCCCGGGUUGCAGAAACAUUACGUAAUCUUGCUGUAAUGAAAUAUGAACAGAAAGAUUUUGAAACUGCUGCUAAAUUAUAUAAACGAUCAACAGAAAUAAAAGAGAAUGAAGCCACGUAUACCAGUAAGGUUCUCUCUAGACGUAGUUCAAGUGGUGAUACAAACACAACUAUUAAAAAUAUCCUACAAACAUAGAAUGGUGCUGAAACAAGGAAUGUGGCGUGGAGAUAUCACAGUGUAAUAAACCACAGUAAUUAUCAGCCAUAAAUAGUGUUUUAUUUUCCAAUUACUAAAUGCCAUUCAAAGAAUAUGCAAGUCAUGUGUUCAAUUCUCGAUUGUAUGUGACCUGUCUACAAACAUUUUUCUUUCAAAAGUUAUAAUUUAAGGUUAUAGUGAAUAUAGAGCUGGAUUUAUAUAUUUUAUAAAUAAUAUGUCUCAACAUCUGUGCAAAGAAUUGAUUUGUUAUUCAUCAUUUAAUUUUACCCUGAUUUUUCCACUUUGUGCAUUAUUUUAAAAAUUUUACAUCUGCAUCAAGUUCUCAAACCUGUCCAUUCGUCUACAGUUUCUUGUAAACAUGAUAAAGUCUACAUUGUUCAUCAAGUUGUAUUGGAACUUGGUAUGGAAUUUGAACAAGCUUUAUCAAAAUUAGUUGUCAAGUGAUUGCCCUUAACAUAGUAAAAUCAGCUUAUCAAAUCACUCUCCUAAUAUUCAAAUACUUGCUGUUGCUAUGAAAAGAUAAAACAUGAAAGGAGUCACUUUUGGACUUCUGGCGUUACUGAAACUUUCAAGUGAUAUUGUUUGGUAUAUGCCAUGGUAGCUCUAAUGUAAAUAGACUAGUCAUAUUGAGCUUUGUAAGUUUGUUUCUUUUAUUUUAUAUGUAUGCAAUAUCUGUGAUAAACUUUAUUGUUAUAUAUAUUUUGAACAUGUUGGAAGUCCUGGGCAGUCUAAAAUCUGCUUUAUAUAUCCGUCCAUAAAUUUAAAUAUCCCUUUUGUUUAAGAUUGUUUUUAAGUAUACAUUUUGUUGCUUUUCUUUUCAUUUUUAUUUUUUAAUGGAAUCACUGUUGUUUUUAUACGCCCACAUUUUCAUGUGGACGUAUUAUGCCGUUGCCCCUGUCCGUCCGGACAUCCGUCGGUCCGUCCACAAUUGUUUGUGGACUCUCUACAGGUCACAAUUCUUAUCCGAUUUUGAUGAAACUUGAAAUAUAGGUUUAUCCCCAAAAGAUCUCGGCUGCUUUCGAUAUUGGCAUGUAUCGGAUCGAAACUUCAUGGAUUCUGGCCCUUGAUUGUACGAAAAAUCACGUUUUUAGCUUGUGGACCCUAUAGAGGUCCCAAUUUUUAUCCGAUUUAUUUGAAACUUGAAAUGUAAGUUUAUAACCCAAAGAUCUCGGUUCCUUUCGAUAUUCGUGCAUAUCGGACCGUAACUUCCUGAAUUAUGGCCCCUGAUUGUACGAAAAAUCAUGUUUUUAGCUUGUGGACCCUAUAGAGGUCAUAAUUUUUAUCUGAUUUAAAAAACCAUAUUAUUAUAUAACCGUUACACCCUAAGAAAGGUUGAGUUCGAAUUUCGUGAAAAUCGGCCCAAAAUUGACAGACAAAAUGGCCGCCGUUCGUUCUCAAAUAGCGUAAAAAUAUGGUAUAUCAAGGUUGUGGACCCUAUAGAGGUCACAAUUUUUAUCCGAUUUAUUUGAAACUUGAAAUGUAAGUUUAUAACCCAACGAUCUCGGUUCCUUUCAAUAUUCGCGCAUAUCAGACCGUAACUUCCUGAAUUAUGGCCCCUGAUUGUACGAAAAAUCGCGUUUUUAGCUUGUGGACCCUAUAGAGGUCAUAAUUUUUAUCCGAUUUAAAAAAACGUAUUAUUAUAUAACCGUUACACCCUAAGGAAGGUUGAGAUCGAAUUUCGUUAAAAUCGGCCCAAAAUUGACAGACAAAAUGGCCGCCGUUCGUUCUCAAAUAGCAUAAAAAUAUGGUAUAUCAAGGUUGUGGACCCUAUAGAGUUCACAAUUUUUAUCCGAUUUUGUUAAAGCUUGAAAUGUAAGUUUAUAACACAAAGAUCUCAGUUCCUUUCGAUAUUCGUGCAUAUUGAAUUGUAAUUUCCUGAAUUAUGGCCCUUGAUAGUAGGAAAAAUCACUUUCUUGUUAGCUUGUUCUCUAUCCAUCUCUCGAAAAUGUGGGCGUAUCCUGCCUGGCAGCCGCUGGUUAUGAUAUUUUAGUACGUUUUCUGUAAACUAUACAUUUUCUGGUAUAUAGAAAAAAAAACCCUACAAAAAUGUUUUUCUCAGAUGCCAUAUACAGGCAUAGAUUUGGUUUGUGAGAAAACAUUACUGGUACAGUACCUUAAGGUAUAUUAGCUAAAGAAGCACUUUGUGUCUAACAUGAACAACUACAUUUUAGGCAUUCCUUGAUGUCAUAUUAUCUAAUGAAACUGUUGGUUCUGUUGUUCACUAUGCGACUUUAAAAUUUGAAAUAAAAUGUUUUAUUUGACAUGAUUGGCAAAACCGAUGAUUUAGAGUAAAACCAUUGCAGGGAAGUACUCUGCAAUUGGUUGAAAUAUCGCAUUGUGUCCUAUCAGACAAGUCAACCAUUUAAAUUUGGUCACAUAUUGUUACAUGGGUUAGUGACAUAUUAAUAGUUUGCUGCAAGGAAAGAAUGAUAUGCAGAAAGAGUGGUUGUAAAUUUAUAUAUGUUAAUAUAAACUUAUUGAUUUUUUUAUAACUGAAAUCAUGGUACUAAUAUUGUAUAUAAAAAUAAUCAAAAGAGAGUAUUAUCUAUACAAUAAACAUAUCCUGAGAUUUUUCAUUAGAACCCGCGACGCUAACCCAUCUUGGGUUCUAAUGAUCUCAGGACAUGUCUAUUGCACAAUAACACCCCUGUAAAUGCGAAACAGGAAGUGUUUAUCUCAUAAUUAUAUCAUUGUCUAUAAUAUUUACACCUCUUACAAUGAAACUUAAAAUGUCCCUUACAUACUGCUGUUACUUAACUUUUGCUAAAUCUAUUUACAGUUUUAUUUUGUGUAAAUGUUGUAUAAAUUUUAAUAACAGUUUUACACUGUUCAGCCCAUGGUGCUUAUUUUAUGUGUGAGAGCUUAUAAAAUGUCCAUAUAUGAGAUAACAUGUCCAGUCGUAUGGUUCGUAUUUAAAUUAUGUUUAAUUUUAAUCUUGGAAGAAAGAAAUAUCUCCAUUAAUCUGUUUUUGUAGUGUGCAUCAUCAUUGCUCUUUUCUAGUCAUAUAUAUAUUUUUUUUGUCCCUCGUCUUUCGAAGUGUCACCAAGAAUCUGUUUUUCUGUAAAGUUGAUUAAAAUUGCUUUUUC